GCCGAACGCACCUAACCUUAAAGUUAGAUAUAAUAAAAACAUAAUUGCGUUCACAACAAAUCAAAAAAAUUUGUAAUUUUUGUUUGUUUACCAUACAUUCGAUAUGUCUGGUUCUUUGUUAUAUGGCGGUGACGAAAUUGGAGCUUUAGUUUUUGAUCCAGGACAUCAUUCUCUAAGAGUAGGAUAUGCCCAAGAAGACACACCAAAAGCUGAAAUUCCGGCUAUUGUGGGAGUAGCACCGGCACCGGAAGAAAUUAAAUUAGAUCCUGAGGCAAAACCAGAUGAUAGCAAUGUAUCAUCAAAUGCUCCGACUCACAAGUAUUACAUUGAUACAGCUUAUUUACAUGGACCUAGAGCAAAUAUGGAGUUGCAAAGCUAUAUGAAAGAUGGGAUGAUCGAGGAUUGGGAUUUGUUUGAAAAGAUAAUGGAUUAUUCAUACAGCAAAGUUAUUCAAUCUGAAUCUAUGUACCAUCCAGUACUAUUCUCAGAAUCUCCAUGGAACCAAAGACAAAAAAGGGAAAAGCUUACGGAAAUAAUGUUUGAAAAGUACAAAGUGCCAGCAUUUUUCCUGGUGAAAAAUGCAGCUCUUGCAGCAUUUGCUAAUGGCAGAGCCACUGCCUUAGUUAUUGAUAGUGGAGCAACUCAUACAACUGCAGUACCUGUACUUGAUGGCUAUGUUUUAGCAAAUGCUGUAGUCAAAUCUCCUUUGGGUGGAGAUCUUUUAGUUUUAAGGGCAAGAGAACUAUUAGAAAGCAUGGGAAUUGAUCUUACACCCACUCCUAUGAUUGCCAGUAAAGAAGUGGUUCGUGAAAAGGAGCCACCUAAGUUUACAAAAAAGAAGUUGAGUUUUCAGCCUUCAAAUUCUUGGUUGAACUACAUGAUAAAGAAGACUAUACAGGAUUUUCAACAAACAGUAUUACAGGUGUCUGAAAAUCCUUAUGAUGAAAGGGCUGCUACAAGCAUACCCGCAGUUCAUUACGAGUUUCCAUCUGGAUAUCAUCAAGAUUUUGGACCUGAGCGUUUUAAGUUAGCUGAAGGUCUAUUUGACCAUGCGAUGCUGGGAGCUGGAUAUAUAGCUGCUACAAGUGCCGGUAUGUGUGACGUUGAUAUUAGACCAGCACUCUACAGCGCAGUGGUUGUAACUGGUGGAAAUUCUUUAGUACAGGGUUUUAGCGAUAGGCUUAGCAGAGACCUGUCGUCGAGAACGCCAGGUUCUCUCAGAAUGAAGAUGAUCGCAGCUAACGGUACCGUUGAGCGCAGGUUUGGUGCCUGGGUUGGAGGCUCGAUUCUAGCAUCUAUUGGUACAUUCCAGCAAAUGUGGAUUUCCAUGCAAGAGUACCAAGAGUGCGGAAAAUCCCAGGUCGAUAGAAAGUGCCCUUAAGAUAUAGUUUUAUCAUAAGACUUUUAUAAUGUAAAUGAAGUAUCAAAUUUUUUUAGACAUGUUCGAGAGUUUUUAAUGUCUAACUGUAUUGUGUAAUUCUAAGUUUACAAAUAACAAUAAACCUAUUUUUUCUAUGAU
This is a messenger RNA of Diabrotica balteata, 1519 nucleotides long. The record is from the annotation of a GenBank genome assembly. Lineage: Eukaryota; Metazoa; Arthropoda; Insecta; Coleoptera; Chrysomelidae.